ACCACAAGAGAAUAAUAUAGACGCAGAGAUCAGAGAAUCGGCCACCCGAGGGAAGUUCUUCAGUCAUCGGAGGCAAAAUCGGAGCUGUGGGCUUAACUCCGCUGACAUAAGCAGUGCGGCCUGAUUGGCUGGCGGGCCGACGCAACGUUCCGUCUUCUCAGUACGCUGUGUGCUUGCACCGUACAACAAGACAAGCAACCCUCAAUUCCUUCCUUUCGUUGUUUUGUUGUCGCAGCAAGCUUGUCCUCAUCAUGUCCGCCAGAUACGCUUUUAACAAAUCUCUCAAGGAACUGCGGUUCCUCUUCUGCCAGACCUCAUCGCACAGCGAUGCUACGAGAUCGUUUCUGAACCGCGCAUAUCCCACCAUGAAGAAAAAUAAUCCCUACGUGCCGAUUCUCAUUCGGGAGGCGUCUGGCACCGAGCCACGGGUGUUUGCACGAUACGAGCUUGGCAAAGAGAAACAAGAGCUUCUGUCCGGCUUGACAGAUAAAGAAAUCGAGGAGAAGGUCACAAGCCUGGUGAAGCAGAGCCUAUAAUGUAUAACAAACACUCGAGAAAAGGAAUAGAGUAGACGAGAGAUAGUUCUGCCCUUGGAGACGAUUCGCUGGGCGAGGACGUGAAGAGAGGUGCGGCGUUAUGUAUGUAUAUUAAAUGCGAUAUGGGAUUUUGGCAGGAACGUAUCGUAUUAGCUUCAGAAUGUACUGAGGUUUGGUUCGCUGCACUGAUGAGUUGACAUUGAUAUUCUACAUGGCUAGAUUUGAACAUUUCAAUUUAAUCUCAAUACACAUAUGUCAACCAUCAAUGGAUGCAUGAAACGAUACCAGAGGUUGAAUGCCCAAUUGCUGCGUUUAGUGAAUACGAUGUUCAAAUACUAAGUAUUUGAUUUAUUUG
Messenger RNA from Talaromyces proteolyticus, 891 nucleotides. RefSeq names its product NADH-ubiquinone oxidoreductase 105 kDa subunit. The transcript is spliced from 4 exons. NCBI's taxonomy places the organism in Eukaryota, Fungi, Ascomycota, Eurotiomycetes, Eurotiales, Trichocomaceae. The record is from RefSeq and is a predicted model, not a curated record. Bases 252 to 536 code for a protein of 94 amino acids.